UUUGCACCCUGGCUGAAAUUGAAUAUUGCCGCUAAUUGAAAACGUGCGUUUUUUUUUUCCCAAUUCCCACCUUUUCUCGGCUACAUUUCUUUCACUCACCAUGCGCACACCGACAUCCGCUCAUUUGAAACCAUAUGCUUCCCCGAAGAAUUCGCCAUCGCCGUUUUUAACGGCACGCAAGCCCCCACCAAAGGACCCUUCCCAGGACCAGCUUGACUCCAUUUUCCAGUCUGUGCGACAUCAGAUUGACCUCUGGGGUAAAGACGCCAAGUGGAAGAUUGACCUAGUUCUUAUGGAGGAUCGACCGAGUCAUAAGACCACUGGUUCUCCAAACAUGAACCGCUCACUAUCGCCUGCUGUCAUGGAGAAGACUUCUUAUGCAGCGCAUUCCCCGCUGCUUGACGGACGGUCACGACGCUCACUUGAAACUCAGCAAACUAAGAGAUCAUCAGCAUUACAAAGUUUACCGGUGUCAGCUACAAUUGAGUGUCCAUGGGAUUACGAAGCACCCUCAUUGGAUAUGUGGCAGAAUUCAAGUUCUGUCAAUGAAACCAAGCUCAGAGAAAGCAUAGAGCAGCAGCAAUAUCUCGAGAAUAUCAUUCAGAAACAAUCUCAGCAAAUCAAGCAUACUCAAAACAAUUCCACCGAUGUGAAUGAUGUGAUUGAAACGAUGCGAAGUAUCUUUAUGAUGUCGGAACAUGAGCAACGAUUACGAUUUUCAGUCGAGAAAAACAUGCUGACAAGAGAUAUCCACACCUUGACUGAGAAAUUGAGACGCAUUAAUGCCAUUCUGCAGACCAUUGAAACUAUGGAUGUACGACCUCAGGAUGCUCAGUUAAGCCAAGAAAAUCUAAUGGAAGAUCGACGGAUUUUGCUUCGUAAACUUCAUCUCAGUCAUCUUCGAUUGUCAGCUAAAGAUGCCGAGAUCGAUUAUUUGCGCGAGCAGUUACGAUCUCUGGACAUUCCGCCUCCAUCUUUAAUACGAUCACUGAAAUCACAGCCAUUACAAAAAUUCGCUAAAGGUCCGCCGUAUCUAUUUCAGCAACAGUACUCACCCCAGAUGAGAAGCGAUAUCCGCCCAUCACCCGCAACGACCGACAGUCCCAAUAUGUCAGGUUUAGCUAGUCUCGGUAUUGUCGCGGACCGUAUGCUUAGCAACCCGGAUUUCGAAACCAAGGAAAAUAAGCCGAAAGCGGUUGAUCAGAAUCUACAACGAGUAGCAGACGAUUUACAGCAGUCGACGUCAGAGUCGCCUGCGGAGGACUUUGUCAACAACAAACGCUCCAAACGAUCCAUUGAUUCGGCCACUGCCCUCUUGUCUAUGCCUAAUAUGGUAUUUCCCACCAAAGAUGAAGAAUCAACUCCUACCAUUGCAGAAGAAACCCCUGUCACCGAUAAUGCGCAGAACGGUAAACGGGCGCGAUUAACUUAUGUGCGAUGGUCCCCCGAAGAAGAUGACCGAUUACGGCAGUUGGUGAAGACUCAUGGUGCUAGCAAUUGGGAUGCCGUUGCCGAAGAUAUGCCCAAUAGAACAGGCCAGCAAUGUCGACAAAGAUGGACCAAAUAUUUGGAUACAAAGAAUGACAAAAAAGCCAAUGUGGACGCGCGGCAUUCGCCAUCUAUCGCUGCUUUAUUGGACACCACCGAGGAUUAUAAAGCACGAGAAACGAAAAAAUCACCGCCGAGUCAACCGGACAUCCGUUUCUCGCCACACACAACACCACCUCUGACUCACCCUGAAAUCAUGAACAAAUAUCAUCCCCCGCAAGUAUUACCGCCAGAUAUGAACUAUCGUCCUCCCUCACCCAUUUCGACACCAAAGGAUAAGUGGCGAGCAACAAUCCACACCGACCAGUAAUUUGAAUUUGCUUUAGUGACAUACUCACCGCAAAAAAAAAAAAAGACCAAAAAAAAACCUGUCAUGUUGUAUAUGAAGUCAUUCGACUCCUUUGGAUCCCAUUCCAAUGUUUAUUCGUGAUCGACAAUUCCAGGAAAUCGCAGAAAUUCUUGCUCAGCAUUUGUAGAUAAGAAAUAUUGAUGUUUUAAAAUAAACGUGUAAUUAUGUUCGUCUGUAGUCAA
Radiomyces spectabilis is the source of this 2079-nucleotide messenger RNA. RefSeq lists its product as uncharacterized. The record is from RefSeq and is a predicted model, not a curated record. The coding region runs from base 101 to 1858 and encodes 585 amino acids. The transcript is spliced from 7 exons. Lineage: Eukaryota; Fungi; Mucoromycota; Mucoromycetes; Mucorales; Radiomycetaceae.